This is a messenger RNA of Zea mays, 1239 nucleotides long. RefSeq names its product ras-related protein RABF2a. The transcript is spliced from 7 exons. Gene Ontology annotation, molecular function: GTP binding; GTPase activity. The coding region runs from base 290 to 967 and encodes 225 amino acids. The record is from RefSeq and is a predicted model, not a curated record. Lineage: Eukaryota; Viridiplantae; Streptophyta; Magnoliopsida; Poales; Poaceae.
UAAACAUUGGACCUGACCCAAGUGUUCAUAUUUAUUCGCAUAACUGAACUUUUCCAGUAUGUUGAACAAGCACGGGGCAACUAUUCAACUUUGCAAGGAUUAGAGUGGAAACCCCUUUUGUCUUGAGGGAAAAAAAAUAAAGGGAGAAGCUCUCCUGAGAAGCAUAUAGCACCAGCGGAACACGGGAACGGCGGAAGCAAACAACUAGAAAUUCCCCAGCCCGGUUCUUUGCGUGCGGUUGAUCUCGUCGGAGGCCCGGCCGCGGUUCCCCAAUCCGCCAUCGAAUUCGAUGGCGGCCAACGCCGGGAAUAAGAUCCGCAACGCCAAGCUGGUUCUUCUUGGAGAUGUGGGCGCUGGCAAAUCUAGCUUGGUUCUUCGGUUUGUUAAGGGACAGUUUGUUGAAUUCCAGGAAUCAACAAUUGGAGCAGCCUUCUUUUCCCAGACCUUAGCGGUCAAUGAUGAGACUGUUAAGUUCGAAAUCUGGGAUACUGCCGGGCAGGAGAGGUAUCAUAGCUUGGCUCCCAUGUACUAUAGGGGUGCAGCUGCUGCCAUUGUUGUCUAUGACAUCACAAAUCCGGCCUCCUUCACCCGUGCCAAGAAAUGGGUUCAAGAACUUCAAGCUCAAGGAAAUCAGAAUACCAUAGUGGCUCUUGCUGGAAACAAGGCUGAUAUGCUAGAUGCGAGGCAGGUGCCAGCAGAGGAAGCAAAGGCGUAUGCUCAGGAGAAUGGGCUCUUCUUCAUGGAGACAUCUGCUAAAACUGCAAUCAAUGUGAAUGACAUAUUUUAUGAGAUUGGUGAGAUGAGUACCAUCCUAAAUCUGUUAGUUUGGGCAGUACAUGGGCUGAGAAUCAGUUGUACAGCAAAGAAAUUGCUUCAAGGGCAACAAGCUCCAAGCCCACAGGCUGGAAUGGUUCUGAAUCAGAGACCAAAUGAGAGGACGGUCAGCAGUUCUUCAUGCUGCUCUUGAGCUGUGUUUCAACCUCGUAGUGCCGUUAUCAAAUGUAUCAGAGGAGGUUUAUGGAAAAUAUCCCAUGUCGCUUGUGUGGCUGCCUUUCAGGCUGACGUGCUCCCAUUCUGCUCCUCAUUUCCUUUCACAUGUUCGUCAUGUAAAUGCCAAUACUAAAGUGUCACUGCAUGGGCAGAAGUGUUACCAAAGUGUUGAUUGUGCUCUUAUCAUUUGAUUAAGCCCCUGCUUAAGUUCUCAAUUUUGCAUAUAUACAUGGUGGAGUUUCAUUUGAA